Messenger RNA from Lathyrus sativus (Indian pea), 990 nucleotides. The record is from the annotation of a GenBank genome assembly. Lineage: Eukaryota; Viridiplantae; Streptophyta; Magnoliopsida; Fabales; Fabaceae.
AUGGCUGCAGAGAGCAUGGUGGAACUGGAUAAUGACCUUUCUCUUUCCAGUUUCUCUAUGGAUGUUGAAGGUGGUGAUAAGGACCCGAGUGGUAAUGGUGUUUCGUCUGUGAUUCCUGGGUGGUUCUCUGAAAUUAGCCCAAUGUGGCCUGGAGAAGCUCACUCUUUGAAGAUAGAAAAGAUUUUAUUUCAAGGAAAGUCUGAAUAUCAGAAAGUCAUGGUCUUCCAGUCAUCAACAUACGGUAAAGUCCUUAUUUUGGACGGAGUUAUUCAGCUCACAGAAAGGGAUGAAUGUGCCUACCAAGAAAUGAUCACUCAUCUUCCUCUCUGCUCUAUUCCAAACCCCAAAAAGGUUUUGGUUAUUGGCGGAGGUGAUGGAGGAGUCCUGCGGGAAGUAGCACGUCAUUCUUCAAUUGAAAAGAUAGACAUUUGUGAAAUUGACAAUAUGGUUGUUGAAGUCUCCAAACAAUUUUUCCCUGAAGUUGCAGUAGGGUUUAGCGAUCCACGUGUGACACUUCGCAUUGGUGAUGGAGUUGCAUUUUUGAAGGCAGUUCCAGAAGGAACUUAUGAUGCAGUUAUAGUGGAUUCAUCGGACCCUAUCGGUCCUGCUCAGGAGCUUUUUGAAAAGCCGUUUUUUCAAUCGGUAGCAAGGGCUCUUCGUCCAGGAGGAGUUAUGUGCACUCAAGCAGAGAGUAUAUGGCUUCAUAUGGAUAUAAUUGAGGACAUCGUAGCCAAUUGUCGACAUAUUUUUAAAGGCUCUGUCAACUAUGCUUGGACUACAGUUCCUACAUACCCUAGUGGGAUGAUUGGUUUUAUGCUUUGUUCAACUGAGGGACCUCUUGUUGAUUUCAAGCAUCCGGUGAAUCCCAUUGAUCAAAAAGAGUGUCAAAAGUCAUUAAAACCACUCAAAUUCUACAACUCUGUGAUUCAUACAGCAGCUUUCUGUUUGCCGUCAUUUGCAAAGAGGAAGAUUGAUUCCAAAGAAAAUUGA